This is a messenger RNA of Aaosphaeria arxii CBS 175.79, 1394 nucleotides long. RefSeq lists its product as uncharacterized. The record is from RefSeq and is a predicted model, not a curated record. Lineage: Eukaryota; Fungi; Ascomycota; Dothideomycetes; Pleosporales. The transcript is spliced from 5 exons. The coding region runs from base 198 to 1142 and encodes 314 amino acids.
CAAUUAGAAUCAAGAACGGCAUCCCUACAUCCGAAUGCUGGCGUUCCUUGCACUUUGUGUUAUAUACGUGACUGUCGACGGUUUGGCUGACAUCUGCCCUGAUCAUAACACUUAUUGUACUUGGCUGGACGACAGUACUGUUGAGAUUAUGGGUUAGGUUACGCAUUACCAAAAACCCUGGAUGGGAUGAUGCUACUAUGGUGAUGACACUGUGCCUGUUUACUUGCUACUGUUCUUUCAUCAUGGUCGUUGGACGGUCUCUUGCUCAAGAGAUGACAGUGGCAACACUUCGACGUAUGCUCCUUUAUGUUCAGCUUGCCGAGAUCUUCUACAUAAUUACUACAACUCUCCUGAAAGUUUCUUUGGGCCUUUUCUUCCUACGGUUGUUGACGAAAAGGUGGCAAGUCUUAACCUUCUACAUCAUCCUAGGCGUCUCCGCAGUGUACGGCGUCAUCUACACGUUUGUUGCCAUCUUCCAGUGUGGAGUUCCGCAUGAUCUGCUGAACAACCUCCUUCACGGAACCGACCGAUGCCUUCCGGAAGCUUUCUCUCUCUUCACAGGAUAUCUUUACGGCACCAUAAAUGUCAUUGCAGAUUGGACAUUCGUUCUCAUUCCGAUAUACAUCCUUAUCGAAAGCGAUAUGACUCGUCAGUCGAAAUUGUCUGUUGGCAUUGUGUUGGCACUAGGUGCUAUCGGAAGCAUCUCCAGCGUCAUGCGAAUGGUGUUCCUCAAGGGCCUUCUCCUUAAUGGGCAGCUUACAACCGAAGCCGUCAAGGCAACCUUUUGGGCCACCGCUGAGCCGGGCACUGGCAUUAUAGCUGCUUCCGUCGCCGUUCUUCGACCACUAUUUCGAAAAGUCAAGACCGAGGUACAAGACAGGAUAACACAACACAACACAAAUCGAAGCAAACCCAAAGAUGUCGAGAACAAUCCGAAUCUCGACUCUCAAAGCUUAGUUGCAAUGGCCUCGACGAAACCGACUAGUAGCGGCGGCAUUGAAGACUCAAAGAGGGCCUCUCUUUACUCUAUCGUUUCUCCGACUCUAGAUCGCGAUGUGACCUUCGGAGAAGCGCAGGUCGGCCAAGUCAUCCACAUCCGAUUGACGACCCAGGAAUAUCGACCUCCACCCCCUCCAAAAUGAUGACAUUUACAGACCAGUUCUUUACGAUUUUACGCUCUUUCUAUUAUUUAUAUUUCCUGGCUGCAGAACCGUAUCUGUGACCUAACACGUUCAUAUCUUGAUCUUGGGUACUGGCGUUUUAAUCUUUAGAUUAGGUUUGGAUGCCAGGAUGUUUUUGAGAAUCUUUCCGACCUGAUCGAAACAGACUCUUACUCUAUGAAGAGCAAUAAGUGUGUUCAUGAGUUCUAGACCAUGUUGGUAACGCUACCUCGU